This is a messenger RNA of Zingiber officinale, 678 nucleotides long. Its product is annotated as photosystem I reaction center subunit VI, chloroplastic-like. The transcript has 3 exons. The record is from RefSeq and is a predicted model, not a curated record. Gene Ontology annotation, biological process: photosynthesis. Bases 91 to 525 code for a protein of 144 amino acids. Lineage: Eukaryota; Viridiplantae; Streptophyta; Magnoliopsida; Zingiberales; Zingiberaceae. Gene Ontology annotation, cellular component: chloroplast thylakoid membrane; photosystem I reaction center; photosystem I.
GGGUCGGAGAAAUCGCGGAUAAAGAUUCUCGCGGCAGCGUGAAGCGAGGCAAGGCUCGCAGCCGCCCCUCCGCUUAGCGAAGCAGCAGGAAUGGCCUCCCUCACUGCCGUGGCAGCCGUGCAACCGGCGACCGUGAAGGGCCUCGCUGGGAGCUCCUUCGGCGGCAAGCGGCUCGCCGUCAAGCGCUCCUGCCUCGCCCCCUCUCGCGCCAACCUCAGGUCCGGCGCGGUGGUAGCCAAGUACGGCGAGAACAGCGUGUACUUUGACCUCGAUGACAUUGGCAACACCACCGGGCAGUGGGACGUCUACGGAACCGAUGCCUCCUCGCCUUACAACUCUCUUCAGAGCAAGUUCUUCGAGACGUUUGCAGCUCCUUUCACCAAGAGAGGUCUGUUGCUAAAGUUCUUGCUUCUCGGUGGUGCCUUCACGAUAGCGUACCUGGGUUCCACUGCCUCGGGCGACCUGCUUCCCAUCAAGAAAGGCCCUCAGCUACCACCAACAAUAGGCCCUCGUGACAAGAUAUAAGUGGUCGCUGUUAAUAAAUCAAGUUUAGUUAUUUUCUCGUUUCUAUUGCUUAUACCUACUUAAUUAUCUCUGUAAUCUAUUGGCAUGUGUGAUUAUACAAGUAUGAUGCAUAGAAUUGAAGUUGAUCUUAAACAUGACUUCUUUUUUUGUUCA